AUGCCUUCACGAUUAAAUGCGCCGGUCUUGACCGUGGACGUCGGUCUAAUCCACAAGGUCGACACACGCAACGUCGAGAACCUCUUCAGCAUGUGGACAGUGUUCUCAAGAUGCGCUGGUUCAUUGGAGGAAGGACGAAGAUUAGAGAACUUGAGCUGGCGACUAUGGAACAGGGAAACCUUCUGCUGUGAUCCUGUCUCCGAAGCCAACUCCACAACACCUGCCAUCUCCAUCUCAGCGAGGAGUUCAGAUGGUCGGUACUCAGCAGAGGUACCCAGUUUAUCUGGCAGUCUCGACUCAUUAGCCGACGAAGAGGCUCUUGAAUUCGAUACCGACAACACCUCGGCUUCCACAGCGCCUGUUGAUAUUACACGCCCCCAGAUUCAACGCCAGGAUUCUGUUCACAGUCGAAGUCGCGGUCGCGAACGACACAUCACCCCAGACGAUCUGGAGAAGAUGGUCAUAACGAUCAAGGAGAAGAAGGAUCUCGAGCCACUCUCCCUAACCAACCUUCCCCCUCUUGCGCCACUAGCAAAAAUUACUCCACAACAACCAACAUCCACGCCACAGAUUAUCACGCCAGCCGUCGAGAGCAAAUCCGUUACCUCGGACGAUGCUUCUGACAACUCGGCACAACCCCCGUCUUCAGAGAGCGUGACCUCCGAGCGAAGUACCACCAGCGUGGUCCGUGGAUUCUCGCCUUCACAUGUCAGCUCUUCAUAUCGAUCGAUACCUCUUCUCACUGCUCCUUCGUCUAUUCCUACCGCCGACAUUGCCGCUGUCAAUUCCACAAAUGGACAACAGCCAGCUAAGAAGCGUCAGAUGUUCGCUCUUGGUGCAUCCUCGGGCGAGGAUUCAUUAAGCGAGCAGACCAACUCUAUGGAGAGCAGCUUACAACCCGCCGCCCCUCAACUCAAGAAGAAGCAACAAGCAAAGUUCAGCUUUGGCGGCUCAUCAAAUGAGGACGAGAGCUCAUUGCCACAGAAGAUGAAGACGCACAGCACGUUAGCUGACCCAGCUCAACGACCUCUACCCACGAAGAAGCAGACAUCAUUUAAGGAGGACCUGAUCGCCGCCCAAACUAUCAAGGAGGAGCAAGCAUUCGACGAUGACGUCUUCGAGACCGAUGACGACGAGGUUGAUGAGAGUGCUAUUGACGACGAUGACGACUCUUCGGACUGGGAGGAUUCAGUUGAGGACAGCGGAAACCCAAGCAUCGACGAGAAGACCUUCUUCCAACGCGUUGACUCGAGACCCAACCUUACUUCGCGCCGAUCUUUGAUCACAACCAUGUUGCAUCAAAGCGACAGAGCUAAUGCACUCGCCAAUGCAGCUGCAGCUUCAAGAUCAACACCAGCCCUGCAACGGUCUUCUCGCACAACUUCACCGAAUGGACCUUCUCUUGCCGCCUCACCAGACUCCGAAGACAAUCUUCCUCUCAUGAUGAAGAGGGGUCUCAAGCCAAUCUCAGAAAUUCCUCGCUCCCAAGCUCAACCAAUCCUCCGAACCACCAACUCCACUCCUCAUCAGCUUGCUCUUUCACCGCGAACCACCCGACGAAACAUGCUUGCCUCUGAACUUACUGUAAGUCUUCGCCAGCAUCUUCUCUGGGAACGCAAACAAAAGUCGCAAACUGCCAACGCGGUCCUCAAGCGCAGACAUACAGCUCACGACGUGGCAAACCUCAAGCAGUUUCCCGAAAAAGUGUAUAUGGAUGGAGAGGAGGCCAAGUCAAGUUGGAACGAUUACUACGGUCAGGGCUUAGGCGAAUACCAUUCCAGAGGAUGGUAA
Molecule: messenger RNA, 1791 nt
Organism: Hyaloscypha bicolor E
Lineage: Eukaryota; Fungi; Ascomycota; Leotiomycetes; Helotiales; Hyaloscyphaceae
Product: DUF1752-domain-containing protein
Exons: 2
Coding region: 1-1791 (596 amino acids)
Biological process (GO): regulation of nitrogen utilization; negative regulation of transcription by RNA polymerase II; mitochondria-nucleus signaling pathway
Cellular component (GO): cytoplasm
Source: RefSeq, a predicted model, not a curated record